Messenger RNA from Candida tropicalis MYA-3404, 765 nucleotides. RefSeq lists its product as uncharacterized. Lineage: Eukaryota; Fungi; Ascomycota; Pichiomycetes; Serinales; Debaryomycetaceae. The transcript has a single exon. The coding region runs from base 1 to 765 and encodes 254 amino acids. The record is from RefSeq and is a predicted model, not a curated record.
AUGACAUCAAUAAACAAGAUAAUUACAAAAUAUCCUAUAUAUGAUACUGUUCAAAUCAUAUCAAAUUCAGAAUUAUCGCAUAUAAAAACAACAACAUCACAAUUAAAAAUCAAUGAUUUAUAUAAUCUUUUAAUUACUUCACAACCAAAACCUGAAUAUUUAAUAGCAAUUCCAUUAGAUUCAAAUUCUAAAUUUGGUGAUGUAUUGAUAUUUAAUAAUGGAAUAAUUACAUUAGUAUUAACUCAAGAUUCAUUUACUCGUAUACCUAAUUUAAAAAGUAAAUAUGGAUCAAAUAAAAUCAAACAAUCUAAAGAUGAAAAAAAUAGAAUUAAACUUAAAUUAAAUCAAUUUGAAUCAAUUCCUGAAUUAAAAUUUAUUAUUGAUAAAUUGUUUAAUAAUGUUGAUAUUAAAAUAUAUUAUAAUGAAUUAAUAAAUGAAAAUAUUGGGAUUUUUUCAAAUGAAAAAAAUUUUACAAAAUUACCAAAUAAUUUAAAUCAUCUUGAUUUAGAUAAUGAUGAAUUUUAUGAAUUGAUUACAUUAUGUUGUAAUUUUGAAAAUAUUAUUCAUGAUAAUGAUGCAUUCACUUGUUUAAAUAUAGAUGGUGAAUUAGAAAUUAAAACAAGAUAUACUUUGAAACACAUUUCUUCACAAAAAUUAAAAGAUUUGGAUUGGAAUAUACUAAGUUUACAUAAUGAUAAUCAUCAUAUACUAUUAUAUAAAUCCAAUCCUAAUGAUAUCACUGUAUUUGAAGUAGAUAGAAAAUAA